Molecule: messenger RNA, 938 nt
Organism: Medicago truncatula (barrel medic)
Lineage: Eukaryota; Viridiplantae; Streptophyta; Magnoliopsida; Fabales; Fabaceae
Exons: 4
Coding region: 157-573 (138 amino acids)
Source: RefSeq, a predicted model, not a curated record
AGUUUGGAGAAAGAAAAGAAUGGGAAACAACUAAAGUACAACAACCCAACACAAACACUAAAACACAACAUUCCAACUACAUCUACUCCUCUUCUUUUGAUUGGUUGGUUCUUGUUCUUCUCAUUUUCCUACUGAACUUUCUUUGAUUCUCCGGCAAUGUCUCUCAACGGUGAAUCUACACCGCCGCCACCUGUGAUAGGCAAAAUCGGACCUUACACUGUUUUCAUGACGCCGCCAUCAACACCUAAACCCUCUUCUUCUUCUGACCCAGUUGCUCUUCAUUCUCCUAAACCCAUCAACAAUGCUAAGAUCGCUCCUCCUCCACCUCAGAUUCAUACCCCUCUUCCUUCUUCCAAAACCCUUUCCUCUGAUGCUUCUGUUUUGGGUUUUUUCAAGAACGCUGUUAACAAGGUUCAAACUGCUCACUCAAGUUUGGAUGACCAUUUGGCUCGUUGGUUUGGGUUGAAUCAGUCAAAGUAUCAAUGGGCUCUUGAUGAUUAUUAUGAGACCAAGGGAACGGAAAAGGGAGACCAAAAAGUGAAAGAAAUGUCAAGCAAAGUACAGAGUGUUUGAUUUGCUUGGUGCUGGUGGAUUUAAUUAAAAGUGAGAUGUGAAGACUCUUGCUUUGAGUAUAUUUAUACCUUCGUAUUUACAUGUGGAGUAGAAAAAAUUCUCUGAUAUGUUCAAGAGUUAUUUGAUCUACAACCAUUGAUCUUCCGAGUUAAUGUUUUGUUAUUGUAUUGUAUUUUAGUUUCAGUAGUGUUUUAGUUUUCCUUGCCUUGGAGCUGUUUUUGUAUUGGUAUUUGGUUAAGGAAAAAUAUUGAUAGUUGCAUUCUUAUGAUGACAACGUUAUCUUCAAAACAUUUUGUAUGGCUUAUGAAUUACUAUAAUAACAUAGGAGAAUAUCUAAGGGUCUGAUUUGGAUCAUCAUCAUCAUC